AUGGUGUUUCAUGCUUUGUAUACAUAUGAAUUGCCUAUGUUGGAAUAUAAGGGGCUUGGGGAAGGAAAAACAUUCAAUGUCUCUCAAAAACACAUAGGGAGUAGAUGGAUCUUAGUGGAAGAGUGUAUCAACAGCUAUAAUUUUGAAUGUUGCGUGGGAAUAAUAUAUGGGCACAAUAAUAGAGCAGAAAGAUACGAAUUAUUUGAGGAGAUCAAACAUAGGGUGAUGACUAUCAACAAACCUCUACUUCUGAUGGGGAAUUUCAAUGUCAUAUUUCACACUCGGGAAAGAAUCGGUUCGUUCAGAUGCGACAGAAGCAUGACAGAAUUUUCGAAAUGGAUAAUUGACCUGGGAUUAAUUGAUAUACCACUACAUGGAGUGAAAUUUACCUGGAGGAGAAAUGCAUCGAAAAGUAGAAUUGACAAAGGUCUAUGCUGCAAUGAAUGGCUUAGGAAGUUCCCAAACUUAGCUUUACUUGGGCUAUCAAGAAGCUCCUCUGACCACAACCCUUUACUCCUCACAAUGGAAGAUAGGAAAAAUUGGGAGCAAGUUGAAAAUCCUGAAGGCCCCCCUCAGAACAUGAAGAAAGAAAAUUUCGAUCUCAUGGAUAACAAAAUAACUGAGCUCGAAUCAGUCGUGCACGGUCUCAAAAGAACAAGCGAUGUCAGGGAUCUCAAUGACAUGUAA
This is a messenger RNA of Amaranthus tricolor (Joseph's coat), 687 nucleotides long. RefSeq lists its product as uncharacterized. The record is from RefSeq and is a predicted model, not a curated record. NCBI's taxonomy places the organism in Eukaryota, Viridiplantae, Streptophyta, Magnoliopsida, Caryophyllales, Amaranthaceae. The transcript has 3 exons. Bases 1 to 687 code for a protein of 228 amino acids.